Amphibalanus amphitrite is the source of this 603-nucleotide messenger RNA. RefSeq lists its product as uncharacterized. NCBI's taxonomy places the organism in Eukaryota, Metazoa, Arthropoda, Thecostraca, Balanomorpha, Balanidae. The coding region runs from base 1 to 603 and encodes 200 amino acids. The record is from RefSeq and is a predicted model, not a curated record. The transcript has 5 exons.
AUGACCGUGAGUAGCGCUGCGCGACUACCAGGCACCGCUGUGGAGCUGCUCUGCUCCGCGGACCGGAUGACGCUCCGACUGCGCACGGCCGCCCCAUUCACCGGUCGUAUCUUCUCACUGGACGCACCGAGCACGUGUGACGUGCGCGGCACGGGCCAGCUCACCACCGAGGCCACGUUCAUCUACCACGACCGUCGCUGCGGCGUUGUCCGUGAGAGUGUCGGCUCGUUCACGGCACUGGUGGCAGUGCAGCACCACAGCACCAUCCAGAAGCGCGAGGACAGCGCCAUCAAACUGCUCUGUUCAUACGAGGCCACCGAACAGACGGUCAGCAACGGCAUCACCCUGCUUACAGAUCGGAUUGACGGCGGCCUGGUGACGUCCUCGGUGAAUGGCACCGCACCCACGCCGAUAGUGUCUCUGCACGUGAGAGACAGAGCGGGGGAAGAGGUCACCGGCACGGCGCUCGGAGAGCCGCUCUACCUCAGCCUCGAGAUGCAGGACAACAGCCGUGAUGCUGGUGGUGUGCUGUUCCUGCGUCUACUGGCGGCGGCGGAGCAAGCUAAGGGAGACUCUGCCAUCGACCAGCACUCUGAACAGUAG